Miscanthus lutarioriparius is the source of this 450-nucleotide messenger RNA. The record is from the annotation of a GenBank genome assembly. NCBI's taxonomy places the organism in Eukaryota, Viridiplantae, Streptophyta, Magnoliopsida, Poales, Poaceae.
AUGGAGCAGGAGCUCAACCUUGAGCUCACCCUCUUCCACCCCUCGGUCUCGCCGGAGCCGCCGGGCUACUUCAUCUGCAUGUACUGCGACCGCAAGUUCGUCAGCUCGCAGGCUCUAGGCGGCCACCAGAACGCGCACAAGUACGAGCGCAGCCUGGCCAAGCGCCGGAGGGAGAUCGCCGCCGCCCUGCGCGCGCACGGGGCAGCCACCACCGCCACGGGCGCCCGGGACGGCGCCGCUAUGGGCGCUCGCGAUGCCCCCGCCAGGCCCCAAGGCACCGGAGUCGUCGUCGUUGAGCAUAAUAAGAGUGCAACAAGGAUGGACGAGCAGAAGGCUCCUGCUCAUGAUGCCGCUCCCGCGCCUGCCCCGCCGAGCAAAAAGAAGAGGCCGUCGGACUCCGGCUACGGCGUCGAGCGCGCCGAGGAGCUGGACCUCUCCCUCAGGCUUUGA